Microthlaspi erraticum is the source of this 1542-nucleotide messenger RNA. The record is from the annotation of a GenBank genome assembly. Lineage: Eukaryota; Viridiplantae; Streptophyta; Magnoliopsida; Brassicales; Brassicaceae.
AUGAUGCGGAAAGACGAGACUCCAGAUAAAACUCGGGCCUCCCCUCUCGAUUCGAAUCCUCCGAAAUGGGUCUGCCAAAAAUGUCACCACUCCCUUACCAUCGUCGGCGUCGAUUCCUACGCCGGAAAGUUCUUCAACGAAUCUCCUCAUUCCGCAAUGCACGGCUCUUCAAUCCAUGGAGCCAACAGUGUUCUUGGUUCAACACGCAUGGACAACUCUUUUGUUGUUUUGCCUCGUCAGAAGCCUCAAGCUCAGGGCAUUCCUCCACGUCCUCGUGGUGCUGACGCAAACCAUUCUGGGAAGGCAAUGGAAGAAUCGUUUGUAGUCGUGUAUAAGUCUGAGUCUGCAGCUUCUGAUUCAGGCGGUUCUCAGAAUGCGUCGCCUGAAGUCGGCCAAAAUGGUCCAUUGCAUUCAAACAACUCAGGAUUCAAUGCGACCAUCAAUGUCUUAACACGUGCUUUCGAUAUCGCCAGAACUCAGACACAGGUUGAGCAGCCAUUGUGCCUAGAAUGCAUGAGGGUAUUGUCUGAUAAGCUUGAAAAAGAAGUCGAGGAUGUGACGAGGGACGUUGAAGCAUAUGAAGCAUGCGUUCAGCGGUUAGAAGGAGAGACCCAAGAUGUUCUUAGUGAAGCUGAUUUUCUCAAGGAAAAAAGAAAGAUCGAGGAAGAAGAAAGAAAACUUCUCGCAGCUAUAGCAGAAACGGAGAAACAAAAUGCUGAGGUGAACAAUCAACUGAAGGAGCUAGAGCUAAAGGGAAAUCGGUUUAAUGAGCUGGAAGAUCGGUAUUGGCAAGAGUUCAACAAUUUUCAAUUUCAACUAAUAGCCCACCAGGAAGAGAGAGAUGCAAUCUUGGCAAAGAUUGAAGUUUCACAAGCACAUUUAGAGUUAUUGAAUAAGACAAACGUGCUGAUGGAUGCCUUUCCCAUACGAAGUGAUGGAGAUUUUGGUACAAUCAACAAGUUUCGGCUUGGAAGACUCCCUAAAGUACCGGUCGAGUGGGAUGAGAUAAAUGCAGCUUGGGGCCAAGCUUGUCUUCUCCUCCACACGAUGUGUAACUACUUCCGGCCAAAGUUUCAAUCUCGAGUUAAAAUACAACCUAUGGGAAGUUAUCCAAGAAUUGUGGACAGCACCAACAACACUUAUGAGCUGUUUGGACCUGUGAACCUUUUCUGGAGCACUCGGUACGAUAAAGCCAUGACAUUGUAUUUGACAUGUCUGAAAGACUUUGCCGAUUUCGCAAACGCACAGGAUCGAGAGAACAAUGUUCCACUAGAGAAAUGCCUAAAACUUCCAUACAAGAUCGACAAUGACAAAGUGGAUACAUAUUCAAUAACACAGAGCUUCAACAAGCAAGAGACUUGGACCAAAGCACUAAAGUAUACUCUCUGCAACCUCAAAUGGGCUCUCUAUUGGUUCAUUGGGAGCACCAAUUUCCAGUCUCUCUCUGCAACGGUCUCUUUGCCUUCUGAUGUAUCAGCAGCUGGCUCCUUGUACGCCAAGCGAGGUCCUGCUUCUAAUAAGCCCUCAGGUAGAAAAACCUAA